AUGCGUUCUUCAUCUCACGACCCUCACUAUCCACCCCACCUCUCAAUGUCAUUUCCAGCACUCCCAACUCGCACCCGCAGCGCGGGCCCCAAAUGGCUAAGCUCAGUGCUACCUACACCCCCCGACUCGGACAACGGCGAAGAUAUCAGCGAGGCUGCACCCUUACGUAAACGGCCCACCCGCCAUUUCUCAGCCUUUGACUUUGGAAAAAAAGAGCGAUGCUACGAAGAGCUCGAAGAAGAGCCCGAGAUGAGCCAUCCCUGCGUAAAGCUCAAGGACGGCCGGGAGCUUCGCCCGCUGCUUAAACACCGCAAGCGCUCGGCUUCACACCAUAUCCCAGGCUCUCAGAAAUGGAAUACCGCCCCAUCGCCCGAGUCGUCAAGCGCCUCUCUCCCGCAAAAAGACGGCUCCGCAUCCCCCGAAUCCCACGAGCACGCACACGUUCAUUUCUCUGAGACACUCGAGAACGUGUGUGUCUUUGACGAAUCGGCACCCGCCCACGAUUCGGACCCCACGCAUACACCCCUCGAACCCCCACGUUCUCGAUCGCCGCCCAAGUCCCCCGGAUAA
Molecule: messenger RNA, 570 nt
Organism: Rhizoctonia solani
Lineage: Eukaryota; Fungi; Basidiomycota; Agaricomycetes; Cantharellales; Ceratobasidiaceae
Exons: 3
Coding region: 1-570 (189 amino acids)
Source: RefSeq, a predicted model, not a curated record